CUCUCUUUAACAGAUUUUGCAUCUUUUUACUCACUUUGUGACAUUAAAAGCGUUUUUUAUUGCAUACUUACAGGCUAUUAGCGGUAUAAGGGUAAUAAUUGGCAUCACAAAAAUAAAUCACGCUUACGAAUUUUAAAGGAUCUCUAUUUCUCUCUGACCGCCGUUUAUUCUGCCUUUCACUCCCAAACCCCGCCUUCCAAACCACGUCAGCCAAUCCGAUGUCUGAAAAGCCAAGCUAUAAAAAAUGAGUGACAGAAGUAGAGCGGUUCAAUGACUCACUCGCUUUGAGAAGUGUCGCGUGACGUCACGCUCGUCGCAUCUCGUCGUAGAAGGACCAACGCCCGCGCGAUGAACCAAUGAGCGCGCUCGACGCUGGUGAAUCAUGUAGGCUACUGUAUGUGUGUACCCGCAUCGGCAGCAGGAAGCUCGUAAAAGCGUCUCGCCACAGAUACACAAUCACAGAUCCACGAGAAGAGUAACGCGACAAGAUCACCGGCGACAGAACCCUCGCGCAGCUUAAGUUAAAUUUGGUUUCAUUUCGAAGUGACGCCACGAGGAGACCCGCAUCUCAAUGAUUCCUAAUCCCGCAACAAGUUAUGAGGAGUGCGAGGCCACAGCCGAUUGGCUGUUAUCUCUGGCUCCAGCGCGUCCUCUGGUGGGGAUCGUGUGUGGUUCGGGUCUCGGUGGACUGGCAGAAAUGUUGAAAGAUCCGGUGGUUAUCAAGUACAGCGACAUUCCCAAUUUCCCUCAAAGCACCGUGCAUGGCCACGCUGGAAAGUUGGUGUUUGGCACUCUUAAAGGGAAAGCGUGUGUGUGCAUGCAGGGCAGAUGUCAUCUUUAUGAAGGAUUCCCCGUUCAGAAGACCACGAUGCCCAUCAGGCUGAUGAAGCUGAUGGGCGUAGAGACGUUGAUUCUGACUAAUGCUGCUGGAGGACUGAAUCAGGAUUUUAAGGUGGGAGAUGUGAUGGUUAUCAAAGAUCACAUCAAUAUUCCAGGCUUCGCCGGAAACAACCCGCUGGUGGGACCCAAUGACGACAGGUUUGGGGUGAGGUUCCCGUCCAUGUCAGACGCAUAUGACCGCAAUCUCCGGAAGCUCGCUCACGAUGUCGCAGAUGAACUCGGUUACUCCGCGUUCAUGAAGGAGGGCGUGUACAGCGCGUUGGGUGGGCCGUCUUUUGAGACCAUCGCUGAAUGCAAACUGCUCCGCCUCCUCGGAGCCGACACAGUCGGCAUGAGCACCGUUCAUGAGGUCAUCGUGGCGCGCCACUGCGGGAUGAGAGUCUUCGCUCUGUCUCUCGUCACCAAUCAGGCGGUGAUGGAUUACGACAGCGAGAAGAAGGCCAAUCACGAGGAGGUUCUGGAGACGGGGAAACAGAGAGCCAAAGAGCUGGAGAAACUGGUGUCUACCAUGGUAUCUCGCAUGGAGCUCAAGAACAAGAAAUAACAGGACAGCCAGUGAACGACCCUCCGGAACGACCAUAGACCUGAAACAUACUGUACGCAUGAACACACGACAUUAAUCAAACUAAAAUAAGUUCAUGUUUAGACCUCAUUUAAUUUUUAAUUUUGGCACACAUACUGAUAAUGGACUAAAUGCACUGUAAUGCAUUCGUGUGCGUACAGCCAAACGCGCAGCCUUGCUAAGUGUACUGCUUUUGACUCAUAUGCGUACACGUGGGUUUCGAUGCAUGCUCUUUGCGACCUAUCGCAAUACCUCUCCGGGCCUACAGGGGUCAGGGUUUCUUCUAACUUGAAUCAUGCUAUAAUGUUAUUUUAAAGUUAUAGAGUACUGAGCACAUCAGGACCGCAGCGCACUGAGCAAACUUUCACGUGCGUACUUGUGUAAAGUAUGUUUCGGCACAUAGACAUAAACAUGCAUCAUGCUAGCUAUAGGCAUUUAUGGUAGAGUAAUCACACUUGGCCUUGAACUUGAAUGAGAUCAAGAGUUUUACUUUAAGUGAAGUGUCUUAAUUUCUCUUACCCUGACACGAUAAACAGGGACUUUAUUCAUCGUUUGGGCAUAUUUACCAAUUAAUAGAUUAAUGCGUCACUAUUCAGCGUUUAUUUAUGGAGUCUGAUAGUAAUAUAUUUAAAAGAUGUGGAAAGUGGGGAAACAAUAUAGAAAUUGACAAUCAUCCAGAAAUGAAGUUUCGUUAAAACAAACGUUAAAGGGAUACUUCACCCAAAGAAUUAAAAUUCCGUCAUCAUUUGCUCACCUUCGAGUAGUCAAAUGUAUGUUCUGAUGAAAACAGAGAAAGAUAUUUGGAAGAAUGCUUGUGACAAGACAGAUUUUGCCCCCCAUUGACUCCCAUAGUAGGAACAAUUACUUUAUAAUUUUUUACAUAAAGACAAUAUUUUGAAGAAUGUCGGACAGCAAACCGUUUUGGGACACUACUAUGGGAGUCAUUGGGGCCAAAAUCUGUUUGGUUACAAGCAUUCUUCCAAAUAUCUCUCUCUGCGUUUAUCAGAACAAAGACAUGUAUACACAUUUGGAACAACUCGAAGGUGAGGAAGUUAUGACAGAAGACUCAUUUUUGGGUGAAGUAUCACUUUAAAAUAGUUUUUGUAAAGCUGUAAGCGUGGAGACUGGUUCUGUCAUAACUGUUACUAAAGAAACUUUCAGCUGUUCUGGAUGGGUGAAUAUAUAUAUAUAUAUUUAUGUUACUUUUUUAUGUAAGCGUUCUUAUGCGCUGUCUUCGACAUUUUUGGUUGUUUGGGCUGUGUUUAUGCAAACAUCAAAUUUUUUGCAAAAGGGGUGUUUUUUUAUUUAAAUUUUAAUAUUUUGCUCUAUUUUUAUGUCGUAAAUGUUUUUUUUAACAAGGUUCAUACAAAUGUUACACUCUCACGUCUGUUUGGACAAAUAAAAUAUCCUCCUAGAAACCGAUUAAAAGUACAGAUGUUCAUCUGUAAAACAUGUAAGGGAUAAUCCACGGCUAGGAGGCGUAGAAGCAAGACACAAGCAGAGGGGGGUUGCCUCCACAAAGUGCAUUAAAAUCCUUUAAUGUACGGCUAGCCGUGGAUUAUCCCGCUUAUACCAUGGUCAUUUGCCAAGUGAAAGCUUUUAUUGAUGUUUACAGUGUCAUUUUAGAUCAAACAGGUGAAUAAGACUGUUAUUCUGAUCAUUUCGUUUUAAAUGUAAUCAAACUGACUGGAGUUGCACACCUUCCAGCCAAUCAGAGUCCAGUAUUCAAACAGAACAUGGUAUAGGCGAGCAUAAAUCAUUUAUUAUAUAAAAAGCCUUUGAUUUUGUUGGUGACAAAAAAAUAAUAAAGUUCAAAAACAUUAAAUGGU
Molecule: messenger RNA, 3291 nt
Organism: Triplophysa dalaica
Lineage: Eukaryota; Metazoa; Chordata; Actinopteri; Cypriniformes; Nemacheilidae
Gene: pnp5b
Product: purine nucleoside phosphorylase 5b
Exons: 6
Coding region: 572-1444 (290 amino acids)
Biological process (GO): nucleoside metabolic process
Cellular component (GO): cytoplasm
Molecular function (GO): purine-nucleoside phosphorylase activity
Source: RefSeq, a predicted model, not a curated record